AUGCCGGCAGCGCGCGUAGAGUACAUCGCACCCUGGUGGGUGGUGUGGCUGCACAGCGUCCCGCACCUGGGGCUGCGCUUGCAGCCGGUGGACAGCACCUUCCGUCCCGGCGACCCGAGUUACCAGGAGUCCCUGCUGUUCCUGGGGCUGCUGGCUGCCGUGGGCCUGGGGCUGAAUCUUGCCUUCCUUGCCACUUACCUGGUGUGUACUUGCUGCUGCCAGCAAGACCAUGGGGUGCAGAGCAAGCAGCGAGGCUCCUGCUGCAUCACCUGGAUGGCGGUGGUGGCCGGGCUCUUCUGCUGUGCUGCGGUGGGCGUCGGUUUCUAUGGAAACAGCGAGACCAAUGAUGGGAUGUACCAGCUGAUUUAUUCCUUGGACAACGCUAACCACACCUUUUCUGGGAUCGAUGAGCUGGUGUCUGGAAACACUCACAAGAUGAAGGAGGAGCUGGAGCAGCACCUUGACCGGCUCAGUGAGAUCUUUGCUGCCCGGGGUGACCACAUCCAGACCCUGAAGUUCGUGCAACAGAUGGCUGGCAAUAUCAUUGUACAGCUUUCAGGGCUGCCAGUGUGGACAGAGGUCACCACAAAGCUCACCGAGAUCUCGGACCAGACCAGCUUUGUGGAACACUACAGGUGGCUGUCUUACCUCCUGCUCUUCAUCUUAGACCUGGUCAUCUGCCUUGUCACCUGCCUGGGACUGGCUAAGCGCUCCCGGUGUCUCCUGGCCUCGACGCUGUGCUGCGGGGUGCUGACACUGCUCCUCAGCUGGGCUUCCCUGGCCGCCGACACUGCUGCUGCUGUGAGCACCAGCGACUUCUGCAUGGCUCCUGACGCCUUCAUUCUGAACGCCACGCAGGACCAGAUCGGCACAGAAGUGAUCAACUACUACCUGCACUGUGGUCAGAGCGUCAGCAGCCCCUUCCAGCAGACACUGACCAUCUUCCAGCGCUCACUGAGCGCCAUGCAGAUCCAGAUCACAGGACUGCUGCAGUUCGCCCUGCCCCUCUUCCCCACGGCAGAGAUGGAUCUCCUUGGGAUCCAGCUCCUCCUGAACUCAUCUGAGACCAGCCUUCACCAGCUCAUGGCCAUGCUGGACUGCCGAGGCCUGCACAAGGACUACCUGGACGCCCUGACCGGGGUCUGCUACGACGGCAUCGAGGGCCUGCUCUUCCUUGGCCUCUUCUCCAUGCUGGCUGCCCUGGCCUUCUCCACCCUCAUCUGUGCAGGGCCGAGGGCCUGGAAGCACUUUGCCGCUCGGGACAGAGCCUACGACGACAUGGAUGAUGAUGACCCCUUUAAUCCCCAAGCACGGCGCAUCGCGGCCCACAAUCCCCCGCGGGGACAGCUCCACAGCUUCUGCAGCUACAGCAGUGGCCUGGGCAGUCAGAGCAGCCUGCAUCCGCCUGCCCAGACCAUCUCCAAUGCCCCGGUCUCCGAGUACAUGAACCAGGCCAUGCUCUUCGGUGGGAACCCACGCUACGAGAACCUUCCACUCAUUGGGAGAGGCUCUCCUCCACCCACCUACUCCCCCAGCAUGAGGCCCACCUACAUGUCCGUGGCCGAUGAGCACCUGAGACACUACGAAUUUCCAUCCUAGUGGACUUUUGGGACUUCUUGGGGGCCGGUCUCUGCCUCCUCCUUCCGGUUUGGUUUUUAAUGAAUGCAAACAUAAGCUGCAUUUCUUUACUGGAAACCAAAGGCACGUUUACACUGACAGGUUCCUGGGGCCACAGAGGUGCUUUGGGGACCCCUGACCAAAGCUCCUGAUGCGCCUGGCCUCCCUCCUGCCCCGCUCCCUCAUCCCAGAACAGUUAGGGCCUGGCUAAAGGCCCUGAGCCAGCUGUGCUCGUCAGUCACCCCUAUGUCAGAUCCACCCAGAUGGGGAGGGGCAGGAGGAAGGGGUCACCUCAGACACAGCCACCACCACCCUGAGCACUCAGACACCAGGAUGGACCUUCAUUCAGCUCAGGCAGCCACUUUCCUGGCACCUCGGUCUCCGUUUCCCAGCAGGAAACAGCGGAGGGCUGGUCGGGAGGUAGGAGUGUAGAAGUGGCAUCCUGAUGAGUCCAGAGCAUGAUGGAAUAUGAAUCUCGGGCUUGUGGCCCAGAGGGCCAGCAUCAGGAUUACUGUAUCCUUAGGUGGCUGGGGGCUGGCCACGCACCAUUGCUCGCCAGCCAUCCAGAGGCAUUCUCCUGUGCUCUACCAUCUCUAACCUCGGCUGUUCACCUCCAUUCCUGAAAGGAUGCUGGAAGCCGGUGUCACUUAGGACUGGUCUCAGGUAUGAGCAGACUCUUUGCAAAGCACUUAAUGCUCUUUCCCAGUGUUUUUAACACGUCGAUGCUCCAAAGGAUGGCGACUCAUAAUAAAUACAUCCAUUUUCUGAGAGUAGAUAUAGGGCUUGCUUCUCACAUCUGGCUUUUAUACCACAGCUUUGCAGAA
This is a messenger RNA of Dipodomys ordii (Ord's kangaroo rat), 2441 nucleotides long. RefSeq names its product tweety family member 2 (gene Ttyh2). The transcript is spliced from 14 exons. The record is from RefSeq and is a predicted model, not a curated record. Gene Ontology annotation, cellular component: plasma membrane. Bases 1 to 1599 code for a protein of 532 amino acids. Gene Ontology annotation, molecular function: intracellularly calcium-gated chloride channel activity; volume-sensitive chloride channel activity. Lineage: Eukaryota; Metazoa; Chordata; Mammalia; Rodentia; Heteromyidae.